Pseudozyma hubeiensis SY62 is the source of this 2250-nucleotide messenger RNA. Its product is annotated as membrane transporter. NCBI's taxonomy places the organism in Eukaryota, Fungi, Basidiomycota, Ustilaginomycetes, Ustilaginales, Ustilaginaceae. The record is from RefSeq and is a predicted model, not a curated record. Gene Ontology annotation, biological process: transmembrane transport. The coding region runs from base 1 to 2250 and encodes 749 amino acids. The transcript has a single exon. Gene Ontology annotation, molecular function: transmembrane transporter activity. Gene Ontology annotation, cellular component: membrane.
AUGCGCCUUCUUCUUGCGUCGCAUACACUCGUAUGUCCACUGGCACCUAGCUCGUGCGAUGCCGAAAGCAUGUCCUCACCUUCUGAGGGCAGCCAGAAUGUCUUCGCAGAGAGCUCGAGCUUUCACGACGAAGGCGGUCACAGCAGCUGGAUCGAGCAGCCGUCCCACGAUCCGAACGACGACAACACCUUGACCAAACAGGAUCACGCACCACAGGCCUUCGCCUCGAGGGCAGCAUCAUCGUCACGCUUGCACCCACAUCCGCGGCCAGUGUCGUUGCCUCAUCGCCACCUCAGCACACAGACGUUAGGUCGAUCAGCACAUUCCUCCCCGCGCAACAGCACCGACUCCUUCCCACGUCGACCACCGCUCGUCGACCGCGUCACCUCCUCCCGCUCUCUCUUCCUCCCUGCGAUCAACUACUCGAGCUCGCAGCAGCCAGACGACCGAGAUGAUUGGAGAUCGACCGCUGUCGGCUCUACACCGCUCGAUCGCACCAUGGACCGCAUCGGCAUGGGAAGAUAUCAAUGGACCGUGCUCAUCCUCUCUGGUCUGGGUUGGGCUGCCGACAACAUGUGGAUCCAAGCCAUCGCCAUCAUCCUACCUCACAUACAGCGCUACUUCAUGCUCACCGAUGGCAUCGUCGGUCUCGCCAGCUCCUCCAUCUUCGUCGGCAUGUUUCUGGGCUCCAUAGCGUGGGGCACUAUCUCCGACUCGUACGGCAGAAGGGCUGCUUUCAACAUCACCCUUGCCGUGACGGCGAUCUUCGGCUCUCUGUCGGCCAUGGCUUCGAGCUUUCCGCUCUUGUGUCUGCUGCUGUUGGCGGUGGGCACGGGUGUUGGCGGAAGCAUGCCGACUGACUCCUCAAACUUGGUCGAGAAUCUCCCCGUGAGGAAGCACAGCUACGUGACCGCUCUGUCGGUCUUCUUUUCGGCGGGAUCGGUGGUCUCUUCGCUGAUUGGGUUGUUGGUGCUGUCGGCAAGCGAUCCGGAUGGCUGGAGAUGGUUGUUGGGUGCGCUUGCGUUUGUGACGGUGCUUUUCGUGUCCGCGAGGGUAGUGUUUUUCAGAUUGCUGGAGUCGCCAAAGUAUCUCGUACAUUCCGGCAGGCCACAAGAGGCAAGGGACAUUCUGCAGAGGAUUCAUCGGUACAAUGGUGGAGCGACCAUUUCACUUCGUAUACAGGACGUAGUGGAUCACAAUGGCUCUGAUCCCAGGAGAGGCGGUGAGAACAUGGAAAGCAGUCAGCACUCGAUGCAUCAGCAUCCGUCUCGCAAGAGCACGGGAGUGAGCCAGCAGAGAAACGAUGUUACUUCCAACGACGAGCGGCUGCAGGACAGCUACACGGAAGACGAAGACGGCGAGGCAGACCUCUCGGGUCAAGCUGCCACUCGUCCACUACUGGGAGACGCUACGGCAUCAGAAGACGAAACGGACAGUGCUCGCAAGAGCGAUCAAUACGACACCAGCGUGCACAUACGCAACGGCGGCAGCGCCAUCUCGCAACCUUCUUCCCUCAAUCGCGACUUGCCGUCAUCGCUCUCAUGGCUGCCCAAAAGUUGGCAUCCAAGCGCAGCAGAUCUAGCCUCGCGCUACAGCGAAAUGUUCUCGCCAGAGUGGAAGCGCACCACCAUCCUCAUCUGGAUCAUCUGGGGUGGCAUGUCGUACGGCUUCACCACCUUCAACGUUCUCCUCCCCAAAUACCUCGAGCGCGGAUACGACCCUUCCCAACCAUCGACCCUGAGUCCAGCAGAACCCGACGACGCCACCAUCCGACGAGCACUGAUCGACAUCCUCCUCUACUCGCUCUCGUCGCUUCCCGGCAGCUUGAUUUCGGCCUACAUGGUCGAAACGAGGCUCGGACGCAUCGGCACCAUGGCCACCUCCACCGCCGUCAUGGCCGCUUCCGUAGCCCUCUUCUCCGCCACACUCUGGCGGUCCAGCUUGACAGUAGUUUCCAUCUCGAGCUCCAUCUCGUAUGCUGCCAUCUACGGGUACACGCCCGAAGUCAUGGCGCCCACCAUCCGGGCAACGGCGUGCGGCACCGCUUCGGCCAUCAGUCGCGUCGCCGGUAUCGUCGCACCCAUCCUCGCUGGCUGGACCUACUCACUGGCACCACCCCUCCCGCUGUUUCUCGCAGCUACGGUGCUUGGCAUCGUCACUUUUGCAAUGGCAAUGCUGCCUAUAGAGACUCGUGGUCGCGCAGCAGAUGCGUCGCGAGCUGACGACGGUGAGAAUUCUACCAUCCAUUAG